Molecule: messenger RNA, 2209 nt
Organism: Bradysia coprophila
Lineage: Eukaryota; Metazoa; Arthropoda; Insecta; Diptera; Sciaridae
Source: RefSeq, a predicted model, not a curated record
AUGGGCAUGGACUUGAACACGGCUGAAUCUAAGCAUGAUGAGGCUGAAGUAUCGGAACGGGACAACGAGGUGGGCUACUUGAGAAGAGCCGACGAAAAAGGUGCCGAUGCUUAUCAGCAUUUUGAAAGCUUUCAUGAUAAAGACGGCGAUGCUUACGGUUAUGAAAAGCACGAGGCCUUCGGGAAAUCAAAUAAAGACGAAUCAUCGAAUGGCGAAAAAGAUAAAGACGAAGGCAGUCACUACAAUUAUGUACAGGAAUUGGGGGACAAGGCGAAAUAUCAGAAAUACCAAGGCCACAAUGACGACCCUGGAAAGGGAACUCACAGCAACUAUCAUUACAGUUAUAAUAGCGACGAUGAUGAUGACGAGGAGAAGAAACCGCAUUAUUCAUCGAACUACAGCGAAGAAACGAAAAAAGAUGAUAGUUCCGACGAAGACAAUGACGAAGGAGACGAUGAUAAUGACAGUACCGAUGAAGAAAAGACAACUAAUUUUAGCUAUAAAAUCGUUUCGGACGAUUAUGCAGAAGAUGAUGGUCAUGGAGAUGUAAAUUCCAAAGGAAGUGAUAACGGUAAGGGAUAUGGAUUCAACUUUGGCCAUGGUGACAAAAAUACAGAUGUCGACUAUAGCAUAAAGAGAAGUGAUUACACCGCUGGAGACGAUAGCAAUGACGAUGACAAUGAAGACGAAAGCGAAGAUGAAAGUAGCGAGGAUGAUAGUAGCGAAGAGGAAGACGACGACAAUGUAAUAGUAAAAGAUAAAACAAUUAAUGACGACGAGGGAAAAGGAAAAAAUGCUAAGUCUUACAGCACAUAUACCACCUACAGUUCUGAGGAAGGAGACGACGAAGAUGGUGAUGAUGAUAAAGAAGAAGAUAACAAAAAACCUGUUGGGAACAAAAAGAAGCCGUUCCAGAAACAUGUCAUUCGAUAUGAAAACACCCAUCCUAAACCCGAAGACACCAAACACUCGAACAAAAUCGUAGCGAACGACGACACAGAAGAAAGUAAUGAAGCCCACGAAGAUAAUAACGGCCACGUUAACGAAGAUGUAGAAUUACAUCAGCCUGUGAAACCACAACCACCAAGAGAGCAUCGCACACAGUACGUAGUCCAAAGUGUACAUCCGCAACCAACACCUCAAGUAUACAUUCAACCUUCAAAGCCCACUAUCAUUGUGCAAGAACAUCAUGCAGGUUACAAGGUCGAAGAAAGUGGUGGCGAUAAGGCAUCUGAUGAUUCUGGUAAGGGACAUGCGGGCAGCGUAUCUACGCAUCUAUACGAAAUUUAUGUUACUCACGACACAGGUAAAUCGAAUGGAGGUGGAGGUGGUGGUGGAGAUGAUGCCAAGGGGUCUGAAGAUGAUGGCGGUGACGACGGUAAGGGAAAAAGCGAAAAUUUAGUUAUCGAAAAGUCGCAGAAACUGAACGACAAGGCUGAUGCCAAUGACAACGGUGCUUAUAACGUUAACAUAAAUUACGGCAAGAAGAAGGGGCUGAAGAAGAAUGGAAAGAAAGGUUACCGAAAACGCAAAGGAAAUCUAAAGAAAAAGAAAAUCGUAAAACCACACAAAUAUGAAGUGGAAGAGUACAUCGAUAGCGAAGACGAAACGAAACAAUCAUCAGUCAGCACUAAAGAAACCUCACAACCACAGCAUAGAGAAGCGAUAGUAGCCGGAAAAGGUUCAUCUCCCCAGCACCAUCGGGAUAGCGAUGACUACUCAAAUGGACAGCAAUUUUUAUAUGCCAGCGAAGCAGACAGUGAUGCGUAUUACUGGUAGAAUCAGCAUAACCGAAAAAAUCAUCUAGCUGUAGCCCGAAUAUCAAGUGUUUGGGUGUGCCAAAUACCAAUUUGUAGUUAAGUUAAUUGUUGUAAUCGUACUGAUGAUUUAUUCUUGUAAAUUAUUGUAAGCAAUUAGUUGUUAGGACGUAAAAUUCCUGUUCGUUUAAUCGUAACACUCUACUCUCUGACUGGAGUAAACUUUUAUCUCAGCAACAAAGAACUCAGAGUCAAGAUAGCAUCAGUAAUUCGUAUACUCAAGAUGUUUUUAGCUUUAAGACUGCCGACAGUGAAUGCAUUAGUGUAACUAAUGCUUCAACGGAUUAGAAGAAAAAUAAUUUUGUUAAAUGCAACUGAAAUAGAAAAUUGAUGUCAUGUGAGGAGUUCAAAAUUAUUGUCACUAAUGUCAUUAAAGCCCAUUAAUCCAUUAA